Bactrocera tryoni is the source of this 1019-nucleotide messenger RNA. It is a transcript of the gene Gpb5, whose product is annotated as thyrostimulin beta-5 subunit. Bases 76 to 582 code for a protein of 168 amino acids. Gene Ontology annotation, cellular component: extracellular region; cytoplasm. Lineage: Eukaryota; Metazoa; Arthropoda; Insecta; Diptera; Tephritidae. The record is from RefSeq and is a predicted model, not a curated record. The transcript has 3 exons. Gene Ontology annotation, molecular function: hormone activity. Gene Ontology annotation, biological process: G protein-coupled receptor signaling pathway.
UACGCUGCUCUGCAUAACAGCUCGCCACAGUGCGCCGCAAAGAGCUAUCAUCAUAAGCGUAAAACGGUCACUGAAAUGAAUAAAUAUUUGAAUACAUUUGCACUCGUCGCGUUCGUUACAAUUGCAACACCGUCAUUGAGUCAAUUACUUGAAGCACAACCGAUCGACAGCAGUCCCACAGCAGCACCACUCGGCUGUCACCAGCGGCUUUAUACAUACCGCAUCACACAAGCGGAUGCACAGGGUCGCGAGUGUUGGGAUUAUGUGAGCGUACGUUCCUGUUGGGGUCGUUGUGACUCCAGUGAGAUUUCCGAUUGGAAAUUCCCAUACAAACGUUCUUUUCAUCCCGUUUGUGUACAUGCGACACGCCAACCAGCUGUAGCGGUGCUGAGAAAUUGCCAUCCGGAAGCCGAUGAAGAAACACGUCGUUAUGAGUACAUGGAGGCUGGCAGUUGUCAUUGUCACACAUGUUCUACUUUGGAUACCAGUUGCGAAGCGCCGGUGAACAAUAUAAUCGAUGAGAAGUCCGGCAUGAAGGUGUUGGCUUUGACUGGUUCCGACUCAGAUGUUUUAGAUUAUUAACUUUAAGCAGUACAAUGAUUCGCGGAUUUCGGUAUUUCCAUUUUACAUAACGCCUUGUAUUAUUAAAUUAUAUAUCGAUUUACUAUAAACUUGUUACUAUCGGUUGCUGUUUGCAUUAAAUUGAGGGCAGCGAUGCGAAUUUUUAAAAACACAAUAAAAUUAUACAUUUUAAAGUGACUGGAUGCAACAGUAAACAUUUCGGAUGCCUUUGAAUUAUGCAAUUAAAUUUAAAUGUCUGCGUUACUAUCGAUAAACAAAGGGCAGCGUUGCAGGGCGUUAAUAAAUAAUACUUUAUGGUAUAUAUAAAUAUAAAUAUUAUAUAUAAUAAGUAAAUAUGUUGAGUAAACAUUGUUAUCAGCAAAUAAAACUUGAAAAGUUUUAAAAUUUUCGUUUUUCAUUGUAGCAUUGUGGUUCAAGGCAAUACCACAAUUUAUAUU